CAUUUUUGCCUCUAAAUUCUCCUCCUCCUCUUUUUCUUCCUUCUUUUUUGCUUCUAUUUUCAUUUUUUCCCUGAUAUUUUUAAUAGAUUUUCCUUUCCACCUCCAUAAAAACCUCUGUUUCUCUGUUCCAUUACGUUAUUUGCUUCUUCUUCUUUUUGUUCCGCCUUUGUCGAAUCUCGUAAGAACUGCAUUUUAGAGACCGGUUCUUCGUCUGGGUUUCACCUCGUUAGCCAGAUUUUAGCACAUUCUGGUCAAAUUCGGAAAUCAUAUUACUAGGCAAAUAAUGUUCUGUUAUCUGCCAUAAAUGUGGUGUAGCUUUGGAGAUGAGAAGUUUCGAGGAAGCCCGCAAUUGAUGGACUGCUCACCCAGCAGUAGUGAUAAGAAAACAUUGAAGAGGUGGUUUUUCAUUGACAAGAGGGUCGGAUAAAAAGUUCUUGUAAGGAUUGAAACUUCAUAACUCUACUUGACAAAGCUGAUUCUAUCGUAAACAAUCUAGUUUAACCUGUUAUAAGUGUAUUAAAAAGUGAUCCGAAGUUAUCAUCAACGAAAAGGAAAAAGAAGUGGUCUGAAUCUUAUGGAGUUGAAGUCAAAUCAUUCAUCUCCGGUUCUCACUGAUCCUAUUCCAGUCAACAAUUCAAGACUAGGAAUCCACUCGAAUCUGCUCUCCUAUCAGCAAUCAGGUGGAUCUUUAUCCUCGGGCAAGUAUAUGACGAUUCCUAGAAAGAAACCUGGAAAGCUUGAGGAUGUUUGGUCCAAUGGUUGGCUAGAGGCGAUGAGAUCAUCAUCGCCCCCUCGUAAGAGGUUAAUAAAGGACAAGGACUUCACCAUUGAGGCUGCUGCUGAUGAUUUUGAUAUUGCUUAUUGCUCCUGGAUGAUUAAAUAUCCAUCUGCACUUAAAUCUUUUGACCAAAUCUUGAAAAAUGCCAAGAACAAAAAGGUUGCAGUUUUCCUAGACUAUGAUGGUACCCUUUCCCCCAUAGUAGAUGACCCAGAUCGGGCAUUUAUGUCUGAUUCUAUGCGUUCUGCUGUCAGGGAUGUUGCGAAGUAUUUCCCAACAGCAAUUAUUAGUGGCAGAAGCCGUGAUAAGGUUUAUGAAUUGGUAGGACUAACUGAACUUUAUUAUGCUGGUAGUCAUGGAAUGGACAUUAUGGGCCCUGUGAGUCAUGCAGAGUCUGGUGACCAUCCAAAUUGUAUUAGAUCAACUGACCAACAGGGCAAGGAGGUAAACCUUUUCCAGCCCGCUAGAGAAUUCAUCCCUAUGAUUGAUGAGGUUUUAAAAACCCUUGUCGAGAAUACUAAAGAUAUUAAAGGUGCAAAUGUUGAGAAUCACAAGUUUUGUACUUCUGUUCAUUACCGUAAUGUAGAGGAGAAGAACUGGCCGACCAUCGCACAACGUGUUCAUGAUAUUCUGAAAGACUAUCCUCGUUUGAGAUUGACUCACGGGCGGAAGGUUUUAGAGAUUCGUCCUGUGAUUGACUGGAAUAAAGGGAAAGCAGUCGAAUUUCUGCUCGAAUCCCUCGGAUUAAGUGAUAGAGAUGAUGUGCUUGCAAUCUAUAUUGGCGAUGACAAGACUGAUGAGGAUGCAUUCAAGGUUUUUAGGGAAAGAAAUCUGGGUUAUGGGAUACUGGUGUCUUCAGUGCCCAAAGAAAGCAAUGCAUUUUUCUCUGUCAGGGACCCAUCAGAGGUGAAGAAAUUUCUCAAGGCUUUGGUGACAUGGAAGAAGUUUGAAAAAGCUUAAAGAAAAGCUUACAAGAGCACUUAAUAAUAUAAUAAUUAUAUGUUUAUUUUCCUUUUCCUUUUCAGUUUCUUUUAUUAAGAUUCUAAACCUAUAAUGAAUCCGGUCGUUCAAAUGCAAUGGCCAUAUUAUUUCAAAUCUUUUGUCAGAAUUUUGAAAUAUAAUAUAUACAAAUUAUUUAAAUAAAA
This is a messenger RNA of Gossypium arboreum, 1923 nucleotides long. RefSeq names its product probable trehalose-phosphate phosphatase F. The transcript is spliced from 13 exons. Bases 575 to 1738 code for a protein of 387 amino acids. The record is from RefSeq and is a predicted model, not a curated record. Gene Ontology annotation, biological process: trehalose biosynthetic process. Lineage: Eukaryota; Viridiplantae; Streptophyta; Magnoliopsida; Malvales; Malvaceae. Gene Ontology annotation, molecular function: trehalose-phosphatase activity.